Molecule: messenger RNA, 798 nt
Organism: Rotaria sp. Silwood2
Lineage: Eukaryota; Metazoa; Rotifera; Eurotatoria; Philodinida; Philodinidae
Source: the annotation of a GenBank genome assembly
AUGGAUCUAGUAAACAUUGCGAAACAUCUUUUACAUCUAACACAAAUGGAAUAUGGCUUUGAAGAUUCUAUACCAAGUACUGAUGAAGUUUUUGCUUCACAACAACUAUUUGAAAUUUUAAAGACAUUUAAAGAUAGUUACUUUAAUGAACUAUAUACUUAUCAAACUUUUGAUUUCAAUGAUGAAUAUGAUGAAAUAACGGACGAAGAAGAAAAUAUUGACGAUUACGAUGAAAAUCAGUAUUUUAAUAUCCAAAAUAAUUUUACAUUAGAAGCGAUGGAAGAUAUAGUGGAAUGGAUUGAUCAACAUCCGAAUUAUGCUCAUGACUGGAUCGAAAAUCAAAGAUCUUUAAUUUCGAAUUAUUCUUCUCGUCAAAUUUUAAACAGUGACCAUUGCUCAUUUCAACAAGAAUAUGUUUCUCCAAGAACUCUUUCUUUCACUGGUGAAAGAACAACAGAAGUUGCUGUUAAAAAGAAGAAUAAUAUCACGCACUCUUAUACUGUGCAGCCAAUUACAUCAGCUGAUGGACAAUUAUUAAAAAAAUGUUUACUUAUUCUCCGAGAAAAGGAAAAUGAAUUCGGUAAAACAGUAGAAAAAGAUUUAAUCGUACCACCAAAUGUCUUAGUGCGGGCUUCGAAAUCUGGAAAAAGCAGCGAUGAAAAACAUCGUACUUUUUUAAAUGAAGUUCUGCGACCUUUGGUUGGAAAGAAAUUCCUUCUUUUCCUUGAUUGUUGGACAACUCAAACUGAUCUAAAAAAUUUAGAGCAGUAUUUCCACUUCAAGACAGCCAGCUAUUGA